Molecule: messenger RNA, 730 nt
Organism: Anopheles merus
Lineage: Eukaryota; Metazoa; Arthropoda; Insecta; Diptera; Culicidae
Gene: Cpr62Ba
Product: cuticle protein 8
Exons: 4
Coding region: 59-475 (138 amino acids)
Cellular component (GO): extracellular matrix
Source: RefSeq, a predicted model, not a curated record
CAAUGCUGAAAUUCGGGAGCAAGUGAGCGGAAACGACGCAUCGUCUUUGUCGAGCGAGAUGAACCUGUUUCCAGCGGCUGCCUGUAUGUGGCUCGUGGCACACCUCUGCGUCCUGCUGACAGCCGGCGAUCACUUGGUCGAGUUCGUGUCAAAUUACCAACAGAAUGCUGAGAUUGAUUACUCGUUUCGGUAUUACAUCGAUCAUCCGCCUUCCGGGGUGUCGUUCGAUCACUGGGAGAAUCGAAAGGGUGACCACGUGCACGGCGGUUACGGUGUGCUGGAGCCGGGCGGAUUCGUACGCACCGUACACUACGAGGUCGACGGCGAUAGUGGCUUUCGGACGGUUAUCAAAACAACUGCGCCAGGAAGCUCUCAGCAGUACAACAUACACACCGGAGGAAAAAGGACGCCUCCUCCGCAGCCACUUUGGAACACCAAACCGGUCGCCUUCGUGCAGGGCGUCCAUAAAUCGUAGCCGAGCCCUUGGAUGCGACGAUACUGAGCAUCUUGCGAGCUUUACACGCGAUCCCACCGUUCCUUCGGUCUGGGACAAGUUGCAUCAUAGUAGGAUAAAUCCGUGUAAAGCCUUGCCUUGCACCAUCCAGCUGGAAGAUGAAUAUUUUAGAGUUUACCAAUGUUGUCCUCUUCUGUCUGACACAGGCCAAUGCUAGUUGAUAAGUUGUGUUUAUGUUUUCAUGCUAAUAAAUUAGAUGUUUCUACCUACUGCCUC